UGGGCUCUUAACACGAAACACCGACACGUGCUCUGCGGUUCGGACCCUCUGCAUAAAAAAGGCUCGGGAAACACCUCCCCUCUCUCUUAAGCGAAGGCACCGCGGAAGGAUCGCCAUCCUCAGCUCUGAGCUGGAAGUUCCGUGGCUUCACCCGAGAGGGAUAAAAGUUGUCGUGAGGACGGUGACGGGUCUCGAGGAUCUGGGUUUGCAGCGUUUGGCUGGAAGAGGAACUGCUCGGGCUGGGGGGAGCCACGAGCCCAGGCUGAGCGUGGUGAGAGGGCCCUGGAGCACACGAGGCAGGUUCUGGAAGGGAGCAGUGGAGCUGGAGCCCAUCAGCCAGGGGAGCACAUGGCUGGUGGUGAUGUUGUGGCUGAGCUCAGAGGGAGCUGGAGCACAUCCCCACCUCGGGGCGUCCCCCUGAAAGCACAAACUCCGCUUUGGUUGCUCUGUCUGAUCUCCUUUCUCUGGUAGUGUUGGGAGUUUCAGUGAGCUUCGUUCUGGAGGCCUCAGUAAUUUCAGUUUUGAGUUCAUGGAGACCAUCUGGGCUUUCUGAAGGUGCCUUUUCCCUGGCAGGACAGGGGCUGGAGCUCAGGGCUGGGUGUCCUGGGACCCUGCAAUUGGAUGCUCAGGAGCAAACAGCAGCUUUAGCUCAGGAUCUUUGGGGGUGCCUGGAAAACAAGGCCCAGGACAGGACAGUGGUGGAGGCCUCGAGGUUUCCAGGGGGAUUGAGUGUUUUGCUGUAGGUGUUUGGUUUGGACCCACCUGAAGUGUGGUCAUGGUGACUGAGUGGAGCCUUUCACAGGAUGCACAGGGGGCUGGAAUUGGGUUUUCCUGUAAGGUGUUUUAUCUCCAAACCUGCUGCAGUGAGGGCCCUGUGAGGCCUGUGCUGUGUCACACGCUGAUGUUUGUUUCUCCCUCACAGCCAGGACCUGUGUGCUGUUCACAGUCAAUAAUUCGGUGCAUUAGGAAUAUUAUUAAAUGCACUGGGGGAAAAUGGGAUUGGUAGUGGCUGCUGGGGGCUCUGCUCAGGUGGGCUCAUGCUCCUGAUCCCAUCUGUCUGUAGUCUGUUGGGGAAAUGGAAGGCUGUGUGUUCCAGGGGGGUGAAAGGCUGGAAAUCCAGGGCUGUGCAAGCUUCCCUGGCUUCCCUCUGGCUGAGCAGCCCCCCCAAACUGCCCCUGCUCACACCCCUCUGCCACAGGUACCCCCUCAUGCAGCCCCCCUGGGUAGGGGGCACCCGUCCCAGCCCCUGGAGAACCCGGUGGGAGCGACACUCCCGUGAGCAUUGGAGUUAAUGUGGCUUUGAGAGUUCCCUGGGACAUUCAGAGCACAGAACUGUUACCUGAGACCUGCUGGCAGCUCCCAGGGAGCUUCUCCUUGUGCAGCCCCACAGCCUGGCUGAGCUCUGGGCGGGUGACAGGUGACUCCCCUCGGGGGGGUGACAGGUACCUGUGCUCUGUGAGGUGACAGGUGACUCCCCCCUGAGGAGGUGACAGUGCCUGCUGUCUGAGGAGGUGCCAGCAGCCCACAGCGUGUCUGAGCCCCCCACAGGGGUGUUCCCUCGUGCCUCUCCCCCAGCCAGCACAAGGUUUCUCUCCCGCCGCCUCCCGUGGCUUUGCUGACCUUGGGGUUUUUCCAUCUGCUUGCGUUUCCACUUCUGGAAAAGGUUUAGUUUCUCCCCCUCGCAAGUUUUGUUAAAUUCUCUUCUGGAUUUUUUCAGCUUUUAGUUCUCUGUCUGCUCUGGGAAAUGUGUCACGAGCCCAGGGUUAAGAUUUUGGUUGCAGGAUAAUUUGAGUUAAUAUUAAAAUUGAAUGCUUUAAACCUCUGAGCGCUUGCAUUUUUGUUGGCUUAAUUGACUCUGGUUAAAUAUAAUUUAGAUGUAAUUACAAUAAGAAAAAUAUCCUCUGCCAUCCUUUCAGAAUGAGAAUUGGCUUCAAUAGCCCAUUUUUUUUGGGGGGGGGAAUUGCUGGAGGAAGAUCUUUGAUCCACGUUUGCUGAAAGAGGGGAGGCUGUGCCGAGGGCAGCUUUGUCAGCUCGUGGAUCCCAGCGAGUGUUCCCAACCUUUGUCACUCUGUAAAGCUUUAACCUCGUCAUGAAAGUUCCCGAUAGCAGCUGGGAGGAUCGUGCUGCAGCCAAUCCCACAGGCCAGGGCUCUGGAGCCUCAGUUAAACAAGCAAGGGGUGAUAUUUUGGCCUUCUCCUCUGAAGAGCCGCUCCUGGGGCCCGGCACAGUGAACUUCCCAAAAGCUGAUGUGAAUUAGGGGACUUUUUACCCUCUCCAGGCCUUGGGGUUUUGCUGCUGAGAGGGUUGAGAGCGGGGCUGGGCUGUGCAGAGCUGUGUUCCACCUCACUGAGGGUUUCCAGCCCGGGGGAAGUGGCCCAUGCUCUGUUCCAGGUGUGAGUCCCAGCCAUUGUUCAGGGGCCACCCAUCCCUUACCAGCCCCAAUCUGCUUGGUUUCUGAGCCCUUCUCACCUGAGAUUUCAGUUGGGGUACCACUUAUGCCUUUGGUGAUGUCCUAAGGUGAGGAGCAUCAUCUGCCAUGCCCAGAGCUGCUUUUAGUCCUGAUCACCUCCAGGAGUGCAGUAACUGCCCCCAAAAGUGUUUCAGUUUCACUUUAUCACAGCUAUUCCUUCAAAUUACUUUCAGGCUGAGCUCAGUGCUUCCCUCAGAGAUGGAGGUAGCGAGGCAGAAGUUUAUUUUUAGGGAAGAAUGAAUCAUCUCCUGGUUGUGUCUUGUCUCAUUUUGCUUUGAUGAGAAGUAAAGUCAGAGAACUGGGACCUGCUGGGUCUGGGUCCCUGGGUCCACGUGGAUGGGUGAUGCUGUGUCCCAGCAGCUGAGCAGGGUGGAGUGUGGAGGUGCUGAGCUGCAGGGACAGAGCCUGGGGGUGCAGCAGGUUCCUGGGACUUCCCUCUCAGGUUGUUUUGUUGGGGAACUGCUCUGAGGGGAAGGCUUGCUGUGUGAAUUCGUUGUGUGUUGAGGGGUUUGAGUCUCAGAGCUUUGCAGGAGUCGUGGCCCUUGUUUUGCUUCUCUCGUGGUUGUCUUGAACCUCUCCUGUGCUUGGAGGCUUCUCCUUACCGGCCUGGGGCUUGUCCUUGCAGCAAACAGCUUUGGCACGAGGUGUGACCUUGGCAGAGGAAUUAUCUCUAAAGCUUUUGCAACUGCUUCCUUAUCCUUGUGCUUUGUGCUUGAGGCCUGGUAGCGAGCCACUCCUUAACUUCAGAACCCAGGCUCUGAAAUAUCCAAGUUCCUUAUCUGGGGGUUUGUGGAUGUGAGCUGGAUUAAUGGCUUUCACCUUUUAAAGUCCAGCAGGGGUGAAGUGGAGCAUCGUGCAGUGGCUGGAGGAGCUGUAUUAGCGGCUUGUGGGGUGUUUGAAUGUCCUGGGGGGAGAAUUUCUGAUAAAGGGUGGCUUUAUUGUCUGCAUGGAAGGAGCCAAAGCCACUGCCACGUUCCUCCUGUGUGCUGGAUUGUCGGGCUCCUCACCCAAAUACCCGUGAGCAGCUCUGGGAAAGGGACCUUGGAGGGCUCCAUCUUGUGCUGUGGGAGGGAGCAUUUCUCUGUGUCAGCUUCCAGGCUGGAAUCCAGCAGUUCCUCUUGUCUGUCCCAUUUCCAACCCUCUCCCUCUGAUGGUGGUCCCUGCUGCCCCAUCCCAAGGCGAGGAGAUCCCUUUCUCCCCCCCAGCAGGCUGGGAUGGUGUGUAAGUUUGUCUUGGCGCUUCCAAAUCUCCUUGGCUACAAGUUCAGGGAAAUGAUUUGUGUCUGUUGACGUGUGCAAGGUGUAGGGAAUUCCUGGGGGAACGGGGCAGGGCCCAGGUAAGUUCAGGAGGAAUCCCUGGCACAGCUCAGGUGGUGCUUGGUUAGUAGAGAUGUCACUAAUUCCUUGAGUUAUACAGUUUCUGCUCCUUGACAUAUGUUUUUUUACCUUCCUUUCUAGGAAGGGGUCUGGAGGAGGGAAAAUUUCCCUUUCUGGUGAAAGGGGACUGGAGCAUUAUGACAGUCAAGUCUUUAAAAGCUUAUGAGUUCCCAGAGUCCUGGCCGGUAGCCGCUGCCUCCGCUGAUGUUGUCGGAUGUCAAUAGAGAGAGGUUGAAGGCAACACUUCUAAUGGAGCAGGUGACAUCGAAGGGGGCUGGCUUGAACCCCAACGCCAAAGUGUGGCAAGAAGUCCCCCAGGGGAGUGGUGAGGCCGUGCCCCCCUCAAAUGGCACCGAGCACACGUGGCAGGAGACGGCGGCGGCCCCGGGCACUCCGGCCGAGGGUAACCUAGAGCUCUCAGAGGACAGCUGCAAGCAGUAUGAAGUGAUGUAUUCCCCGUCCUGCGAAGCCACAAGGAACGGCACAGGAGCCGAUGAAGCCUCUGCGAACGGGAUUGUCCUGGCCACCGAAGACCUGGGAUACCAAAUCUAUGAAGUGUCUGGUGACGGCCCCUCCGCCGUGUCCACAGAGGACAUCAGGGAAUGCUUGAGGAAACAACUUGAAUUCUGCUUCUCCCGCGAGAAUCUUUCCAAGGAUCUCUACUUGAUGUCUCAGAUGGACAGCGAUCAGUUUGUUCCAAUAUGGACAAUUGCCAACAUGGAAGGGAUUAAGAAGCUGACAACGGAUAUGGACCUUAUUCUUGAAGUUUUGAGAUCUUCUCCUAUGGUACAAGUGGAUGAGAGAGGGGAGAAAGUCAGACCAAACCACAAGCGGUGCAUUAUCAUCCUCCGUGAGAUCCCUGAGACAACACCCAUAGAGGAGGUGAAGGCCCUGUUUAAGAACGAGAACUGCCCCAAGGUGAUCAGCUGUGAGUUUGCUCACAACAACAACUGGUACGUCACAUUCCAGUCCGACACAGACGCGCAGCAGGCGUUUAAAUACCUAAGGGAAGAAGUGAAAACCUUUCAGGGCAAGCCAGUAAUGGCCAGGAUAAAAGCCAUCAACACGUUCUUCGCUAAGAACGGUUACCGGGUGGUGGACUCCAGCGUGUACCCCCAGCCCGUGCAGACCCAGGCCCAGUUUGCCUCCCCCCUGUUCAUGCAGCCUGUAUAUAGCCCUCAGCAGUACUCCAUCUACAGCAUCGUGCCUCAGACCUGGUCUCCAAAUCCUGCACCUUACUUUGAGACACCACUGGCCCCCUUUCCCAAUGGUGGAUUUGUGAAUGGCUUUAAUACACCAGGAUCAUAUAAAACAAAUGCUGCUUCCCUGAGUAUAGGUCGCCCGUUCCAUAGGAAUCGGGUGAAGCCCCAUUUCCGCUCCUCCAGCGGCUCGGAGCACGCGGAGGGGCCGCCCGCCCUCGGGGCCGUGCCCGGGGGGGACCCGGGCAGAGCCAGCUCCAGGAAUUUCGUGAUGGAGAGACACAGCAGCCCCUUAGCUGGGCACCAAGACCAAGGCUACUCCCAGAAGGAUUCUCCCACGGCACAGCUGGAGCAGAACGGGGAUUACGGCGUCGGCAGGGGCAGGAGGAACGUGUUCCGAGGCAGGAGGAGACGGGACGACGACCGGCUUUCAAGACCUCAGCCUUCAGCAGAAACAAAGACUCAGACACCAAAGUUUGACUUGCUUGCAUCAAAUUUCCCACCUUUGCCUGGCAGCACAGUGAAAAUCCCAGGGGAGCCUGUGCUGGAGAGCAGGAUGUCCGACAUCGUUAAAGGAGUCUGCAAAGAGAAGGAAGGCAAAGACUCGCUGCCCACGUGCCCGGCUCCGGCUCCCGAGGAACAGACGCCGAGCGCUGCCCAACCGCCCGCCAGCAGCGCCAGCUCCCCGAGCCAGAGCGAGCCUGUGCUGCUGAGCACGGUCCAGCCGGAGAGCAAACCAGAAGAGGUGUCUGCUCCGAAGGACGUGGCCAGCCAGGCCUCCCCGCCAGCCUCCCUGUCCCCUGUCAGUGCAGCAAAGCCACCAAGGACAAGCUCCUCCUCACCUUCUGCUCAAGCAAGUGCAGCUCCUGCCCUGUCGACUCAGGAGCCCCGCAAGCUCAGCUACGCCGAGGUUUGCCAGAAGCCCCCGAAGGAGCCGCCCGCGGCCGCCGUGCAGCCCCUGCGGGAGCACCGCGCCAACAUCGUCGCCCCCGCCAAGGCCGAGGAGAACGGCUCGGCCGACAGGGCUGCCGAGAAGGCCCCCCCAGAGAAGGCUGAAGGUCGAGGGAAGGAUUUCUCCGGGUUCCGCGGCAGCGGAGCCCCCAGGGGGGCCGCCGGGAAAAUCAGGGAACAGAGGCGCCAGUUUGGACGCAGAUCUUCGCCUCAGGGAGCCCCGCGGCGCGUCGGGAAGGAGCAGUUCGUGCCACCGCGGUCACCAAAGUAACGCUGGGCCAGCCAACGAUCCUCUGUUUAGUUGGAGCUGUGGACUGAGGAGCAGCAGAGACUUGGGAGGAGGAGGAAGGAUUCGGGAAGGGGAAUUCUGAACUGUGGAGCGUGGCUGGCGUUGGAGGAGUUGUGGAGGGGGUCCCAAAAUUCAUCUCUUUAAGAAGCGAUCUCACAAAUGCUGGAGGAUUCCAAUCACUAUAAAUAUAGAGAUUAUAAUUUUUGUAUUUUUUUUUUUUUUGGUUUUUAAUUUGCAGAGGGUUUCCUGCUUGAAAUCGGUUUUUGGGGCUUGUGAAAGUAAGCGUUUUGACAGAGCGAAAGGAUCUGACUUGACGAAAUUAACCUGUCCCUCGGCGUAGGAGGAAAAGGAUAAGAGAAUUAUUAUUUUUGAAAAGAAAAAAAAAAGAUAAUGAGCAUUUCUGUAAAAUUAGAACUUUUUUUUUUUUUUUUAACCUAUUUAACAUUUGGCUUGUGGGCUGGUGUGUGUGCCAUGGACGGCCUUGCACUGCAGACCCUCUGCAGCGGCGUGAGCGGAGCGAGGGCAGCCAGAGCUGCCGUCAUCCCUUAGUCACUGAUGAUGGAAACUGAAUGUACUACUGUAGUAAACCUUGUGUUUCCAGCUUGAAGUAGAGUCUCUUGACCUUACUAAUAAUUCAUUCAGCAAGCUUUUUAAAGUGUAAUUUUUGCAGGAUACUGGACUUGUAGAUGAGAGAGGGGCGUGGACAGCAAAAAGCAUCUUGGGAGACGCGACGGGAGGAGGCAGAAGGAGCACGUCAGAGUUUUUAAUUUGCCCUUUUUUUCCUCGCCUCCUUUUGAGGGCAACUUCUUAGGUUUGGGGUUUUGUUUGUUUGCCUUUUUUUUUUUUUUUUUUCUUCUCCCUCUCUUGUUACUUUCUCUGAUUUCUUUAUUACAGACUUUAGUGCAUUUUUCCUGAGGCAGGCCCAGUGUAGGACGGACAGGUGGCUCCACAGCACCUUGUGUGGCUGCACAGGUAAAAAGAGCCCGGAAUUCCAGCUACAGGUGGGGAAUUCUGGGCGCUCACCAUCAUCUCUGGGUGGCUGGCAGCAAAAACCAGGGCCGGGUUUUCUUUGUCCUGCCUCUGUAACGGGCUGUUGGCCUCCAGAAAUCGGGGUUCUUACACCUGGGGAACUCGUUGUUUACAGCUCAUGUAGUAGAGACUGACUUGUUGUGAGUGUUCAAAGUGGAACUAAAAGUGAAGAGUUGAAACCCCCCCCCCUCGUGUUCAGAGAAGCUACUGGAAAGGUGGCACCUUGCCAGCUGUGUGCUGACUGAAUUUGCAACACUAUUGUGCAGUAAGUGGUUAAGUUUGAGGGUGAUUAAUGACCGAAAUAGGAACAUUCAGCGCAUUAAUCUGCCAAAAUCAGCAUGCCAGGGUUCAGAGUUCUGUAUAAAAGCGUUGGGGAAAAGUAGCUUCCAGCAGUAAGAAUCACAUCUUUAUUUUUUUUCUCCUUUUUUUUUUUUUCUUGUUUUGUUUGUUUUUUUUUUUUUUUGUUUUAGUGAAUAGCAAGUGUACAAAUUUAAAGUCGUAAGUUGUGAACACUGGAAAACUCAAUUGUGAUAUAUUCCAUAACCAUCUUAGUAAUAUAUGCUCGUGUUGCCAUAGAAUGAAUGUAAGUGGCAGUUAAAAUAACUGUGAAAUUUUUCAUCUUCUGAGUUCUUAGCCAGAUAACCCUCGGCGACUUGGGCCUCAGUAGGAAUUCUCUAUCAACUGCUUGGGAGAACACUCAUAUCUUAUUUUUAUAAAUAUAUAUAUAAAGCCAGAGUUGUCAUUUCUCUAACUUAUUAUUCAGCUUGGCAAUUGCUUUGAGUUGAUUCAUUAACACGAUAUAAUGUAUUUAUGCAGUUAACUGUUCAUUUCUACGCAUGGGAUUGUCAAUAGAACCAUAGAAUAGGCUGAGUUGGAAGGGACCCGUCAGGAUCAUCGAGUCCAACUCCAGGACCCCCCCAAAAUCCCACCAUGUGCCUGAGAGCGUUGCCCAAAACGCUUCUUGAAGUCAAGACAGGCUUGGAGCUGUGACCACCUCCCUGGGGAGUCCGUUCCAGUGCCCACCCACCCUCUGGGGGAAGAAGCUUUUCCUGAGAUCCCACCUAAAACCUCCCCCGACUCAGCUUCCUGCCCUUCCCUCCCAUCCUCUGCUAUGUAUACAUAUAUAUAUAUCUAUCUAUCUAAAAACCAAAACCAUUGUUCACUUUGAAACUACCUGUACUGGGUUUGGGAGGUUUGUUGUUUUGUUUUUUUUUUUUAAUUAAUUUUAAUUAAUGGUCACAUCUACAGUUUAGGGAUUCUCCCAGACCCUUCUCCCUUUGCUUGGGUGACGCUGCGCUGGUUGGAAUGACAGGGAAGCUCGAAACAUUUCGUGUGUCAAAAGCUCUGAAAUGCCAUGAAAAUGCAGAGUUGGGUUCGUUCUCAUGGCUUGUGAACUGUUCCUGCAGCCCAGCUGGAACGAAGUGAACCUGUGGGAUGGUCACAGGCGGUUGGGGAGAUGUGCCCUGAUGGCUGUUGGCUGAUCCAGGCGGGAGCUGUGUGGGAAGGGGCUGCUGCAGGUGUUGAUCAGAACUCCCUGAUCCAUCUGCUGGAGGGACCUGGGGGUGCUGAGAGGACCUGGGUGGUGAAAUGGUGACUCCUGCACUGAUCAGGGGUGGGGAAAACCCAACCAGCCGCGGUUCAGCCCUGGUGUGGGAUGGGGAAGGGAUGCUCUGUGUGUCCUGGGAGUGCAGAUCGUGGCUCUCGUGCCGUGGGUGCAAGUCAGGCAGUGACUGGGCUGUUCCCAGCAUAUCCCAGCUUCUCUCAGCUUGGGGUGCUGGGAAUCGUUUAUUUCGUCCCUGGGUGCAGGGAUUUCACUUUCCCUUCCAGCUGUGGUUCGGGGUUUGGUUCUUUUCAUCCUUUUCCAAGCAGGGGGAAGUUCCCAAGUCGACACAGAGGCUGUGACACCGCAGUGGGGUGGGAGUUGUGCACCAGGAUUCAGGCACUGGCUCUUCCCUUCUCCUCCUCGGGCUGGGCUUGGGCAGGGCCUCGAGUGCCUCCCCACCAGUUUGGCUGUUGGGACAGACUGGGCAAACUGGGACAAAGCAAAGGUUUGGAGCCAGGCCCGCUGCUGGAGCAGCUCAGGGGUUGCACUGGAGCUGGAUCGUGGCGUCAGCAGAGCUCAAACUGUCCCUGUCACACUUGAGGUGACAACUUGAGGUCCCUUCUGGGCAGUCCCUGGGGGGAUGUAAAGGCAAAUUGCCCUGCUCUGCUGGUCUCAAAUUCCAGGAGGUGCAAAUCCCACCUAAGGUGCAGUUUUAGGAGCUGGGACUUUGGUUUUCAGAGGUUUGGUAGCGGCAGAAACACCUCCCGGUUGAGUUUCUUUUCCCAGAAAAGAUGGGGCCCCUCUCUUGUGCUUCUGCCGGGGAGCGAAAAGAGGAGGAAUUCUUUGCAUGUGAUAGAUUAAAAGUGCAAAAAAACGUUCUAUUUCUUUGGAUUUCUAACGUUGAGUUAGUUUUAUAGUAUCUUACAUUCCUGCUCUCAUUUUGUUUUUCGUUUUGUUUGGUUUUUGUUUUUUUUUUUUCCUAAAUUAGCCUGGCACAGUUUUAUGAUGGUGCAGUUCUAGCUGUAGGUUUAAAAAAAAAUAAAAAAUAUAUAAAAAAAUAAUAAAAUAAAGUAACCCACUUAUUAACCAGAAGAGAAAGAUGAUACUGUGGCAGAUCAGUAGCAAAUAAGUGACUUAAUCAAUGCUUUACUGUAGUUAAAUAGCUAUGGCCUUACUUCUUUGUCGAUAGCAGCUUAAUUGUCUUGAAACUGUCCGCGAUUUUUACUGUCCCCAGGUGGGUUCCCCUGGGCUGAGAUAUCUGGUAUGUACAGAUGAUAUUUUAAAUUUGUAAAAUGCACCCUUGUAUUACAGACGAUGCAACAGAAAUGCACUUCGGGGGGAAACGGCUUCUGAUGAGGUUUUUUUUUUUUUUUGUAAAUCCUUGAUUACUACAGAUAUGCAAUAGAGGUGUUUUUUUUUGUUGUUGUUGUUUGUUUCUAAUUUUGAUAUUUCCUUCUCAAACGUAAGAUUGUUGCCAUUAAUCUGAAUGAUUUAUCGUGCUUUUCUUUGCGUGUAUAUAUUACAUAUAGUCUGAGCUUCCUUUUAGGAUGGUACAUAAUUUUGGGUUGUUGUAGUAUUUUAGUUGGCUCUUCUCUUAAGUGCCUUUAGCUCAGGCACUUCAAGAGGUUCAUUGAGUCUGUUUUUAAUGUACAGUUGGGAGGACUUGAAAUGGAGUUAAAGCGACUUAUUUCUGAAAAAUAAAAAAUAAAAAAAAUCCAUCUGCAAAACUAACCUGUAACAACUUUAAAGUUUUAUAUUUAAGAACCAGAGGUUUAUUUUUAUGGAGCUUCAGUUAUGGAUACAGUUUCCAGGAAAAAAAAAAAAGCAACUUCAAAUGUAAACAGACUGUGCAUAAAUGGGUUUUGUUCUAAUUUUUAUAGAAUACAAAAUAUUCAGAUAAUAUAUUGAGCUCGAGUUACUACAGACAUCUUGUUCCUCCCGGAUGAAUCCAGCUUCCCCUUGGCAUUGACGAUCUCUCUUCAAAGUGGUAGGAAAGGAGAAAAAAAGCGACUUUAUCUGGCUUUUAGACUGUCUGUUCUGGUUUAUUCCUGUUGUCAAAACUGUCCAAAACGAAAAUUAGUGUAAAGUAGGUUCAUGCUUUAAAUGUUCAAAUGAUAAUACAUGUAUUUGUAUUUGUUUUUGACAUUGCCAAGGUGCUAUGGGAAAUUUGAAAUAACAGUUAGAAAAAUAAAGCUGAUUUAAAGGAGAAAAACAAAACAAA
Molecule: messenger RNA, 11078 nt
Organism: Myiozetetes cayanensis
Lineage: Eukaryota; Metazoa; Chordata; Aves; Passeriformes; Tyrannidae
Gene: LARP4
Product: La ribonucleoprotein 4
Exons: 16
Coding region: 4051-6267 (738 amino acids)
Biological process (GO): positive regulation of translation
Cellular component (GO): cytosol; cytoplasmic stress granule
Molecular function (GO): mRNA 3'-UTR binding
Source: RefSeq, a predicted model, not a curated record